This is a messenger RNA of Cebus imitator (Panamanian white-faced capuchin), 4043 nucleotides long. It is a transcript of the gene EFCAB5, whose product is annotated as EF-hand calcium binding domain 5. Lineage: Eukaryota; Metazoa; Chordata; Mammalia; Primates; Cebidae. Gene Ontology annotation, molecular function: calcium ion binding. The record is from RefSeq and is a predicted model, not a curated record. The coding region runs from base 147 to 4043 and encodes 1298 amino acids. The transcript has 19 exons.
GUGGGGCGAGGUGAGGGUAGCAGUGAGAGAGAUUUUUGAUCUUCUGGAGUACUUUGUCUUGUUUAUUAAUAUUUUAUUUCUUUUUGUUAUUAAUACUGGUCUAGUAAUAUUCUUCUGUACCAUUUAGGAUAUCUUUUGGAGUCCAGAUGAAUAAGUCAGCAUCUCAAGAGGAAGUCAAACCUGCUCAGGAAAAUGGAAAAGAAGACAAGGAGAGGAAAUGGGACUCUACUGAAGUGAAAGAGCUUCAUGAGACUUUACAGAGUGUACCACAUGUUCCUGUAAAAGAGGCCAGCAACAAUGUGGUGGAUGAAGCAAUGGAUGAAAUCAAAUCCCAAGAAUUAAACCUGGAGGGGCAGCAAAAAAUUUCACCUGAUUCAAUAAAGGACUCUAAAACUGAAGCCUCAGGUAAUAUUGCAGUUAGAAAACCUGCAAAAGUGAUUUUUACUUUAGAUGAAACUGAACUGGAAUCAAAGCUAGAGCAACCAUGGAAGAAAAAUCUCUUUGAAAGGAUGGAGGCAAGAGCCCAAGCAAUGCAGCAGAAAAUAAUAGAUAAGGAAAAUCUGAAGAAGGAACUAGAAAAAAAGGCUGAAAAAAAACUCCCUAGGGAUAAUUUGGCCAAAGAGUGGUUUAAUACUGAAAGCAUGACACUGAAUAAUCGUGUAUAUUUGCUUGACAAACUUCUACCCACCUUAAUUCCUGGAAUAGAAAGCAUGUUAAUUCAGGUAGAAAAGAAGAAGGUUUUGACAGAAGUUGAUACUCCAAGCAAGUUUGACCCAAUUAAUUAUUUGGGAGAAUAUUUAAUGAGAAACAAUCCUUAUUAUAUCAAAGACCCAGGAAUGUCUGGUUACCAGAGGGUGAUGAAGGAGGUCACAGAAGACCUGAAGAUAUAUGUUCCUGACACUAUCUGCAACAGAGUAUCCAGGAUGAAAGAGAAUGUUAAACAGAAUAGAAAACAAAGAGAAAGCAUAGGCAAAAUCAAAGUCAAGGUGGCCAACACACGGAAACAGGCUCUGCAGGAGCAAUUCGAUGAGUGGAUUCUAGACCCUAAAGGAAUGAUUCCUGUGUCAGUGAUUCAGAAUGCUCUUCAUGAAUUCUUUCAAAAUCCAGAUUUCAAGCUUGAAUCAUACAGCAAACAAUUGGAUAUUACUGACUCAACAGAACCAAGAUUGAACAAAAUGGAAUUUACAGAAUACAUCUCUUCACAUAUUAAAGACUUGAAGAGUGAAAUGUUUGAGGAACUCCUUAAGCACCUUUGCCACUCUGCAGAUGAAUUCCGGAAGAUCAUAAAAGCUGACAUCCAGAGGCAGAUGUUCGCUGAACUUUUCCUACAUUGUGACCACGGGAAGGUAGGGUUUUUGGAUCGGCAGAGAACAUUGGCCCUGCUGGAAUCAUUCUAUGACCAUAGUUCACAAAUGCUUAGGAGUUUACUUCGAAACCCACGACAAUGGCCAUUCAUUGAAUUUGAAGAGAUGAACUUAUCUGAGUUGUGGGGAGACAUGGAUAAUCAGAAACACAUUUAUGAAGGCUUUGACAAAGUGCUCUUAGAGACGAAUACAUUACUUUCUGCAAAACAUUCUAGCAAAACCCAAAGUAAAUUAUUAGAAAGUCCAGAUCAACCUAAACUCGAUGAACAGAGAACAUCAACACUACCUGCAAACCUGCCAGAAGAGCAGAAACGAGUAACUGCAGAACAAGGACCACAAAAAAUUUCAACUGAAGAACAAGAACAAGGCAAAAAGCCAACUGCAGAACAAGAACCGUACAUCGAAUCAGUAACACAACCAGGAACCCACACGGAGUCAACUCUAGAACAAGGGUCAAGUAGAGAGUUAAUAAUAGAACAAGAAACACACAGAGUGCCAUCUACAGAACAAGGACAGCACAAAGGUUCAAUAGUAGGACAAGGACCACACAGAGUUUCAGUUUCAGAACAAAGACCAAGCAGAGAGUCAACUGCAGAACAAGGGUUACGCAGAGGAUCAGUUGCAGAACAGGGGUCACGCAGAGAGUCUAUUGCAGAACAAGUUCAACGCAAAGGGUCAGUAGCAGAACAGGGAUCACGCAGAAUGUCAACUGCAGAACAGGAAUCACUCAGAGAGUCAAUAAUAGAAGAACCAUACCAAAAAUCAGAACGAGGACCGUAUGGAGAGAUAAUUUCAGAAGAGCAAGAAGACAUAGGCUCAACUUCACAAUCAAGAAAAGAUAGUAUGUUAAAAAGUGCAAAAUCUGGGGAGCCCAUACCCUCUGAGCACAUUGAAGUCCCUCUAAAGGAAAAGAGGUCUUGGGAACAAAUACAUGAAGAGCAAAUAUUCCUGAGUUCUGAACUGCAAGAGGAAGUUCCAACAUCAAGUAGGAAUGAUCACUUUUCAGAAACUACAAAAAAGGAAGUUCAGAAAGACGAGUCCUGUGAACCCAGGUCCCAAAACAUAGAAGGAAAGUCAUGGUCAGAUUUACACUCAAUUAUCAGAAACAUUCAGUCUUUCAAGGAGGUAAAAGGCCGAACUGCCUUCAAUGGAGUUUCAUUCAAUCUGCUCCAGUUUGUGCAACUCCUGGAGACAUUUGUUGGUGAAGAUGCUCCCUUGAGUAUUAGUGAGACUCUGGCCACCUUUUUUAAGGGGGGCUAUGUUGAAACAGAACAAGAGAAAAUGAAUGCCUUAGAAAAGUUUAGACAAAAUGCUCUCCAAGUCCGACGGAGGCUUCUCCUAGAUGCCAUCUUUCAGAAAUGGGACAGUGAUGCCUCAGGCUUCCUGGAUCUGAUGGAAGUUGAUGAACUCUUGUACACGUACAAGGAGGGAAUGGAAAAAGAAUCUAUGAAGAAAGCUAAACUGCACAUCCAAUUUCCAAAACCACCUCCUGGUCACGAAGUGAGGUUGUCUUCAAAACAAUUUCAGAAUUACAUAGAAUUGAUUGUAUCUGAACUCAGGGGCAAUGAAGACCAAGUUCUGGAAAGCAUUGUGGAAUUUCUGAUGAAUACUUUAGAGAGGAGCCACAUUGAGAAUCUGAGGAAUUGUGCCAGGCGGAAGUGGCUGCACAAAAUCCAACAUGCUGCAGAGACAAGUGGGGUGUCCUUGGAGCCAGUGUAUAGUGAGACCUUUAAGGCCCUCACCCAGGAUGCUGAAGCCCAUGGAAAUAAGAAGAUCAGUGCUCACAUUUCCCUCUUAGAAGAAAACGUGCUACUGCCUGAGAAAGGGAAUGUUCUAUUGAGGAAUGUGGCUUGCACUUUAGAUGAUGCUCCAUUUGUACUGAACAAAGUGCUCUACAGGGACAUGAAAGGAAUCAGCUUUACAGUAGUGGAUGAAGGAAAGCCAAUCCACGUUCCCCAAGUUCAGUACCAUGGGAACAUCUUCUUCUGGAACCAUUCCCGUAAUAAGAAUGAUUAUAAUGGGUCAUUCCUGGCUCUUCCACUUCAAGAUGCAUAUAUGAGGAUCUUUGGAGUCUUGGCUGUUGACACUCUUAGAGAUCCCCAUGAAAUAAACAUCUUUCUACCUCAUGAGAUUAGAUUCUAUCAGGGUGUUGCCAAUGUCUUUAGCACUGCCUAUCACUACGUCCACAGCCGCGAGCACAUUCUGCAUAUUGUGAUCACUGGCAUUGGCUGGCUCUAUGACGUCACAUCCAGCAUCACCUCCAUCACUACAUACUUUGUAGAGCCUAGGCCAGCUCAGGAUUCAGACUAUGUUUUACGCAACAUGAUGGUUACAGGGCAGCUGGGUCUAACAGAAAUCCACAAAAAUCCUCCUACCAUCUACAGGAAGUCAUGCAUCUUCAGAGAUUUCCUCUUCAAAUGUACAGACAGUUCAGAAGUCGUAGUGGCCUCCGCCUGUGGAGAAACCCACAUAGCAGUUCCACUUCGUGAGAGAACAGGAGAGGCUCUGGGAGUCCUCGAUUUUAACAUUGGCCGAAAUAAGAUGUUGUAUCAAGAAUAUAAAGAUCUGCAGAAAAUGACAAAAGUGGUUCAAAUGGCUUGCUAUGAAAUACUUGGCGAGUUCUCUGGAGAGAUAGAGAAAAAAUAUAUCUUAGGUAUUUUUCAUGUGGCAUCAGUCUAA